CUCUAAUAACUCACAUUUUAUGACUAAUGACUAGAUUAACACACAAAAAAAAGAAAGAUAGAAAAUGCAUAAGUAAGACUGAAAUGCCCCAUCGGUUAAAAAAUUAGUUCCCAGUAAAAAUAAAUUAAGGCAAAAUUACUUUUAGUUGACCAAAAAAAAGUGAAACCUCUUUGAAAAAAAAAAAUCCUCACGAUACUUUUCUCUCCCAUGACCCCAAGAACCCUAAAUCCCCAAAUUGUGAAAUCCUCAAUCUCUUGACUCUCUUUAGUUUUCAUCAUGAUUUCUCAUCGAUUUCUUCAUUUCCACACCCUAAUCAACCACUAAAACCUUCGAUUCACAUAGGAAAAGUGAAUCCAAAACCCAGGCGACGAAACCUAAACCCCCUUUCGAAAAUUCUCAGCUGCGUCGAAUCUCAAGGCUUUCAUCACUUAUUCUCGUUGAUUUCGACACUCUUAUAAGCUCCUCUCCACAUCAAUCAGUUUAAUUCACCUAUUUUGCCAUCAAAUACGGAUGACUACAUCAAAAAGUGGAAAAAAAUAUCCAGCAAGACUUUAUCCAGAGGGGAAAUGUCCAUUGCAAAGUGGAAGCAUGAAUCAUAACUGUCAUUUGGCUAAUUUACAGAUGGUGGAAGAAGUAGUUGGUUUAGAUGCGUGGGAAUCCAUUAAAACAUCAUCUGUUGGAGUUAUUCUGAGGCUGAAAGAGCUGAAUUAUACCUGGUCAGCCAAGGCGGUUCACCAUUUACUUACAAACCAAUUGGUGGUUAAUAAUAUCCAUGAGAUAUGGUCUGCUAUAGAAGGUCAGCCAAUUAGGUUUUCGCUAUAUGAGUUUGGUGAUAUUACGAGUUUAAAUUGCGAGCCUUUCAACAUAAAUGACGAGGUGGAGAUUGAUCAUAAGCCAUUUUGGGAAGAGCUUGGUGUCUCUCCUUCACAUAGUCCUAUGCUUUCUGAGUUGCAGUCGUUGUUCACUAAAAUUAGGAAUUGGUCGUUUGAGAAGAGAAGAAUGAUUGGUUUACUAUGUGUCUUGUCUAUUGGAGUACUUGGCAUCUCUCCAGGCAGUAGAAUUCCUUUGGAUCAAGCAAAGAGAGUCCUAGACAUAGAAGCAUUUGACAGAUACCCUUGGGGGCGUGUGGGAUUUUCUAGCCUGGUAAAUUCAGUGAAAAUUGUUUCAUAUGAAGGAAGGAACAAGUAUACACUUCGCGGAUGCGUACAUGCUCUCCUCAUCUGGCUGUAUGAGUCGAUACCUGGUAUUGGGCAUGAAUAUGGGAAUCAUAUUGAGGGUAACCAAGUUCCUCUUCUCUCCUGGUAUGGAUCUCGUGGUCGUAUAAACUGGGAUGAGUUUUAUAAAAAGGAGAAAAGUCUCCAUCUGAAGGUUACGUUUCUUUUCUUCAUUUUUGUUUUUUUUUAAAGUGAUCACUUGAGAUAGAGUGUAAGGCGAUUGGCUGUGGUUUUGAAGGACUUUCUGAUCAGUGCAUUCCAGCAAUGCGUAUUAAGUUAGCUGCUGAGAUCUAUGAUGAGGUUUUGGAUCUGUAGUAUUUUAAGUUUCUGAUAUGAUAUUCUAUGUUUUGAACGUUAUGGAUAUGUAGUAUUUUCAUU
Molecule: messenger RNA, 1592 nt
Organism: Brassica napus (rape)
Lineage: Eukaryota; Viridiplantae; Streptophyta; Magnoliopsida; Brassicales; Brassicaceae
Exons: 2
Coding region: 511-1404 (297 amino acids)
Source: RefSeq, a predicted model, not a curated record